GGCAUUGCCCGGAUGUGAGCGGCUGGCGAUGUGUCUUCCAGGGAAAGAUGCUAUUAUCCGCGUCUCCGCGGGGGAGGCCGUGGUGGUGAGGAGGAGGAGGAGGAGAGCGCUGUAAACUUGGAACAAGUUUGGGACGGGCGGCUCCGCGCUCGCUCUGGGGGUUUCGCCUUUUUUUUUUUUUUUGUUUUUUUUUGUUUUUUUUUUUUUUUUUAAGGAAGGACAGAGGGGAAAGUCCCCGGGCCGCCACGGCGCUCGCAGUGUGUCAGUCACCAUGUGUUUGUAAAAACAAUAGAGGGAAAAGUUGUCGGACCUUCUUUUUUCUUUUCCUUUCUUUUUGCAUUUUUUUUCCUUUUUUUUCUUAUUUUUUUCUUUUUUUUUAUUUUUUUUUUGGCUGGCUGGCGUCUCGGCUGUCGGGGUGGGGGAGCUGGUGGCGGGCGUUUGGUGGUCGGGAACCCCAAAUCCCAACAAAGCCAGGUGUAGGGUGCCUGUAAAGCUGUGGAGUACCCCGGAGCAGGACUGACACUUGCAGUACUUUUUCGUGGUUUUGGAGGGUCACACACGUGUGAGAUAAUAAAGCACUUUGGCAGAAGAUUCCUCUCUUCUUUUUUUUUUCUUUUUUUUUUUUUUAAUUUUUGUUCCUUUUUUUCCCCCCUUGGAAUAUUGUGAACAUAUUUGUGGCCAUUUAAGGUUUGUGUGAUUUUGCUAAAAUGCAUCACCAACAGCGAAUGGCUGCCUUAGGGACGGACAAAGAACUGAGUGAUUUACUGGAUUUCAGUGCGAUGUUUUCACCUCCUGUGAGCAGUGGGAAAAAUGGACCAACUUCCUUGGCAAGUGGACAUUUUACUGGCUCAAAUGUAGAAGACAGAACUAGCUCAGGGUCCUGGGGGAAUACAGGACAUCCUAGUCCAUCCAGGAACUAUGGAGAUGGGACUCACUAUGAUCAUAUGGCGAGCAGAGACCUUGGGUCGCAUGACAAUCUCUCUCCUCCCUUUGUCAAUUCCAGAAUACAAAGUAAAACAGAAAGGGGUUCAUACUCAUCGUAUGGAAGAGAUUCGAAUUUACAGGGUUGCCACCAGCAAAGUCUCCUUGGAGGUGACAUGGAUAUUGGCAACCCAGGAGCGCUCUCCCCCACUAAGCCUGGCUCCCAGUACUAUCAGUAUUCUAGCAAUAACCCCCGGCGGAGGCCUCUCCACAGCACCUCUAUGGAAGUACAAACAAAGAAAGUUCGAAAAGUUCCUCCAGGUUUGCCAUCUUCAGUUUAUGCCCCGUCAGCAAGCACUGCCGACUACAAUAGGGAUUCACCAGGUUAUCCAUCCUCAAAACCAGCAGCCAGCACUUUUCCUAGCUCCUUCUUCAUGCAAGAUGGCCAUCACAGCAGCGACCCAUGGAGCUCCUCCAGCGGGAUGAACCAGCCCGGCUACGGGGGCAUGCUGGGCAACUCGUCUCACAUCCCCCAGUCCAGCAGCUACUGCAGCCUGCACCCGCACGACCGCUUGAGCUACCCAUCACACUCCUCAGCAGACAUCAAUUCCAGUCUUCCUCCGAUGUCCACCUUCCACCGCAGUGGCACAAAUCAUUACAGCGCGUCUUCUUGCACACCCCCUGCCAACGGGACGGACAGUAUCAUGGCAAACAGAGGAAGUGGGGCAGCAGGCAGCUCGCAGACUGGUGAUGCGCUGGGGAAAGCACUUGCCUCUAUCUAUUCUCCAGAUCACACCAACAACAGCUUUUCAUCAAAUCCUUCAACUCCUGUUGGUUCUCCCCCUUCUCUCUCAGCAGGCACAGCUGUUUGGUCUAGAAAUGGAGGUCAAGCGUCAUCAUCUCCCAAUUAUGAAGGUCCCUUACACUCUUUGCAAAGCCGGAUCGAGGACCGCCUGGAGAGACUGGACGACGCCAUCCACGUGCUGCGCAACCACGCGGUGGGGCCCGCUACCGCCAUGCCGGGGGGUCACGCCGACAUGCACGGCUUGAUAGGGCCGUCGCACAACGGAGCCAUGGCCGGUCUGGGGUCCGGCUACGGCACCGGCCUGCUCUCCGCCAACCGGCACUCGCUCAUGGUCGGAGCGCACCGCGAGGACGGGGUCAGCCUCCGCGGGAGCCACUCGCUCGUGCCAAACCAGGUCCCCGUCCCCCAGCUGCCCGUCCAGUCCGCCACGUCCCCGGAUUUGAACCCGCCCCAGGAUCCGUACAGGGGCAUGCCAACCGGGCUGCAAGGGCAGAGCGUCUCUUCGGGUAGCUCCGAAAUCAAAUCUGACGACGAGGGAGAUGAAAACCUCCAGGACACAAAGUCUUCUGAGGACAAGAAACUAGAGGAUGACAAGAAGGAUAUCAAAUCAAUUACUAGGUCAAGAUCUAGCAAUAACGAUGACGAAGACCUGACACCGGAGCAGAAGGCCGAGAGGGAAAAGGAAAGGAGAAUGGCCAACAACGCUCGGGAGCGCCUGCGCGUCCGCGACAUCAACGAGGCUUUCAAGGAGUUGGGCCGGAUGGUGCAGCUCCACCUGAAGAGCGACAAGCCCCAGACCAAGCUCCUGAUCUUACACCAGGCUGUGGCUGUCAUCCUCAGCUUAGAGCAGCAAGUCAGAGAAAGAAACCUGAAUCCUAAAGCAGCGUGUCUGAAAAGAAGGGAAGAAGAGAAAGUAUCUUCAGAUCCUCCUCCGCUUUCCCUGGCAGGACCCCACCCGGGGAUGGGGGACGCCUCCAAUCACAUGGGACAGAUGUAAAAAAGGUCCAAGUUGCCACAUUUCUUCAUUUAAGCAAGAGACCACUUCCUUAACAGCUGUAUUAUCUUAAACCCACAUAAACACUUCUCCUUAACCCCUUUUUUUGUAAUAUAAGACAAGUCUGAGUAGUUAAGAAUCACAGACGCAAGAGAUUUCAGCAUUCCCGAUUAUUAAAACCGAGAAAAAAAAAAAAAACACACACAAAAAAAAAAAAACCACAAACAAAAAGUGCAACUUGAGGGACGACUCUCUUUAACAUAUCAUGCAGAAUGUCUAACGCAGUAUGUUACGAGCUGUAAGUGCACAGCCUAGAGACUGAAUGGCAAUCUUCUCCACACUGUGGGACAAUGCAUUUGUGCCUAAACUUCUUUUGGAAAAAAAAAAAAAAAAAAUAUAAUUAAUUUGUAAGUCUGAAAAAAAAAAAAAUAUUUAAUUUAAAAUUGUAAACUUGCAAUAAUGAAAAAGUGUACUUCUGAAGAAAAAAAAAAAAAAGAGCGUUUUUGUUGGUGUGCUAGACAGCUAGUGUUUAUACUUACUGGAUAUUAAAAGGGAAGCUUUGCUGCCCAGAUAUUUACAAAACCAGCAAACGUCCUAAUGAAAACUGAAGCGAUGACAUUAGCCAUUCCUUAGGGUAGGAGGAACAGAUGGAUCUUAUAGACCUAUGACAAAUAUAUAUAUAUAAAUAUAUAUAUAAAUAUAUAUUAAAAAUUUAGUGAAUAUGGUAAGCUUUUGUUCAUUUGUUUCAGACUUUUUUGCUCCUGUAAAAAAAUAGUACUGAUUAACUUUUUUAAAAAGAAGAUUUUACUGUAAAUAAGGAUUUUUUUGUCUUAUUUCUGUCCCUCUCCCCUGUUUUUUUGUUAUUGUAACCUGUAGUGCCAACUCUGUCUCUGGAGGGGUAGUGCAGGAUGAAAACGCUGACCCUGACGUUGCUUCUCAUUCAUAACUAACGUAGAGAGUUGUUUCUUCGGUCCUGGGGGGAGGCGGGGGGCGGCGCGCGCCGGCACCCCGGGCGCGGGAGCGACCCCGCCGCUCCGCCCGCCCUUUUUCUGGGAUUUUCAGAGGUACAAGGUUAGAAUGCUACAAUGUUACCACUGUGCCUUCCAAUGUUUAUAUCAUCGGAAACAUGACAUAAUCAAAGUGGCUGUGAUUAACGAACCGAUUAAAGCGUUACCUAUGUGUGUAGCCUAAAUAGUGUGCAGUGAGGCGUUGCUGAAUACAUGGUCAGAUUCGGGGGGGGGAGGGGGAACCAUCGCGGGGGGAAAAAUUGCAAGUAGUGUGACAGAUUCGAUCGACUUCUUUUUCUGUUGUUCUUCUCUCGUUUUUAAGUGGAUUAUUUAAGUGUAGACCACUCGCUGCCUCCUCCUUUCUUUGUGAAAUGCCAAUUUCGGUCAUCAUGCAGCAUUAUAACAAGCCUUAUGAGUCCUAAAGCAUUAAGUUGCACUUUCUCGAGGAGGGGUGGUAGUACAGUAUUUCUCUGGCCAGUACGAAUGAAGUUUUUACUUAACAUAUUUAAUAGUAACAUAGCUCAAACUAUGGCACAGCAGCUCAUCAGAUAACUAGCUUUGAAGUCUGGGCACAAUUGAACCAACUUCCAUAGUGAAUCUUUAAUAACGAUUGACUUUGGUGUACAGUACGAUUAACAGAUAGUGCUCCUAGUUAAGUAUUUGUCAGCAUCCUUUUGUCUCUAAUUCCAGUUUCUAUUUUUACAGCCACACCGACCUGGCAUGUAUUUUAAAUAAAAUCUCCCUGUUCGAGUAGAUUUUCCACCUAUCGACACUGAAUAAAUGCCAUAAAUCCAUCAAACGGUCUAAAUGUUCCAUCUGUUCUCCUGUUUUGCCAGUUAUAUAGUAAUGAGAAAAAUACAUUUGUAAAUUUUAUGCAACAAAUGGCAAACGUAUCAUUAUUUUGAAAUUGUGUAUGUAAAAGUUAUAUUUUUACAUGUAGACUCUUGUUAUUAUGUGUUUUAAUACAUUGUAUCAGUUUGUUUUGUUCUGUUCUUUUUUCCUCCUUUUGUUUAUAAAAAUCUGUGUGGUUGAAAAAAAAGUCUCAUUUAAAUGAAAUAGUGAGAUACGAGAAUCUGAAUUUUAUGUUCGUUUCUGAAAACGUAAAGAACAAAUGCGGUAGUUACCACGUGCUCACCUUCGGCAUCCCCAUACCCAUUUGGAUUAGCUGUGUGCGUGCUGAGAACUGUAAAUACGUUCAGUAGCGAUAAAACUUUUCAAUGUUUUGAUUUGUCGAUAAGUUUCUCAAAUGUGGAGGUGGAUUCAACUGCUAGAGCAGACGCUAGAGGAGACCACACUAAGGCUUAAUUCCCGGUUCCGACGGCUUAUUGCGGGAGGAACGCUGGACUCGGAGCAGGCCUGGUUUAUCUGAGAGGGGGUGUAAUAAAGCUUGAGCCCACGCGGCGCUCGUGACGGCCGGCGGUCCCCUCGGCGGGCUGGAGGGCUCUGCUGCUCCGCGCCGCGCCCGGCGUCCCUCCGGAUGGCGUGAAGAGCACGAUGCCGAUGAACAAGCCAUAUAGUUGUUUUUUUUUUUCCAGGAGACCUCAGACCCGGUGGACAACGCUCGGUUUCGGUCUGUCCGAGUGGCACCACUCGAUCGGGGUAGGGACCGGCAAGGCGAUCGGCACCGAGAUGCUGAGGACUGUGCUUCUGAUAAACGAUGUAAAAAACAAACAAACAAACAAAACACACAAAAAAAAAUUAUAAGACCAACUUCAUGUUUAUUUAAAACAAUCUGUGGACAGAAAAUAAAUGACGAGUUUAGUUUCUGGAACUUAAAAAGAAAGAAAAAGCUUGUCUUGUUCCGCUCGCACGCGGCUCUCGCCGACCUCGAGGAGCAGCUCGGGGCCGUGGCCGGCGGCCGCGGCGCUCCCGGCGAUGCCGCGGGCUCCCCCAGCCUCGCCGCCCCCAGCUCGCGCAGGAUGCGCCCUCGUCCCGCCCGGAUUUCAGAGCCGAGGAUCCUGGCCGCCUUCCGCUCCAGAUGAGGCAAGAUUUAAAAACAAAAAAACAAAAACAAACACAAAAAAAACCCCCCCGCCCCCCCGCGAGUGUGUAAUGCUGAGUCUUUGUCCCGUUAUCUCCCGGGCCAGGUAAGGUGUGCGCAUCUCGAGCUGCCUUUCUCCGAGGGGAUUGAGCCGAUGGUAGUUAAGGCGAUGAAGGUUAUUAGAAAGCUGUCCCCUGCGGUAAGAAAUCCGGGCUGAGAAACUCUCCAAGAAAGACGUAAAUACUGAAUUAGCAGCUUUUUCUGAACUGAUCCACCUCCACAUUCAAGUAAUUUAUGAAUAUGCUGAAUAGGGAAUCUGUUCAUCUAGAACUUUUUUACCAUUUGUCUUCUGUGUAGCUGCGAGGAACACUAAUGUUUAUACAACUGUCAGUCCUACCAGUGAUGCAACUUGUACUGAUUCAGUCUUCCGAGGUUUUUUGGGGUUUGUUUUUUUAACGUUGGGGUUUGGGUUGGUUUUUUUGGGUUUGUUGGUUUGUUUUUUUUUUUUUCCAGGGUCCGGGGUGGGGGGAAGGCGAUGGAGACGGGUGGUCAGGGAGAGGAGGGGGUUCACCUUUGUAGCCGAUAGGCAGAAUACGAUCCGUGUCCAAAAGCGAACAAUACUGAAUAUUGCCAGGAAUGAAGAGAUUUCAGCGGAAACAAGCACAAAUAAAAAAAAAUAAAAAUUAUUUUAAAAAAAAAAAAGGAAAAUAGAAAAAAGAAUAUUACAGGAAAAAAAAAAAAGUCCACUGGUUGACUGGAAAAAAAAAAUAACCUAGAGGUGGAAUACGAUGAAUUCCAACACAGCGGGGCACCAGGGCCCGGGGGGGCCCUACCUUUUCGUUUCGGUUUUGGUUUGUUUCUUUGGUUUUUGUUUUGUUUU
Messenger RNA from Phalacrocorax carbo (great cormorant), 6588 nucleotides. The record is from RefSeq and is a predicted model, not a curated record. NCBI's taxonomy places the organism in Eukaryota, Metazoa, Chordata, Aves, Suliformes, Phalacrocoracidae.